GCGCGGAGCCGCCGCGGGCCGGGCCCAUCCCGCCGCAGCGGCCCCGGGGCCGAGCAGGGGCGAGGCGCAGAGGGAGCGGCGCCGAGCGGGGCUCGGAGCGCGGCCAGGAUGGUGUUGGAAGGAAACCCUGAAGUGGGGUCCCCCAGAGCCUCAGACCUCCGGCACCCUGGAAACCAGGGCACUUGCGUACUCUCUCCUCCCAGUGAAGAUGCACAGCCAGGCGUGGAGCCCAUCAAGUAUGGUGAACUCAUCGUUCUGGGAUGCUGUGAGGAAGGAGGUGAGGAAACCGAGGCUCAGAGAGGGGAAGUGACUGGCCCAAGGGCACACAGCUGCUACAAUGGGUGUCUGGCAAGUGGGGACAAGGGCCGCCGGCGAAGCCGCCUGGCGCUGAGCCGCCGGCCGCAUGCCAACGGAGUGAAGCCAGAUGUCAUGCACCACAUCUCCACACCACUCGUCUCCAAGGCACUGAGUAACCGUGGCCAGCACAGCAUCUCGUACACACUGUCCCGGAGCCACUCGGUCAUAGUCGAGUACACACAUGACAGCGACACAGACAUGUUCCAGAUCGGCCGCUCCACGGAGAACAUGAUCGACUUUGUGGUAACAGACACGUCCCCCGGAGGAGGAGCUGCUGAGGGCCCCUCUGCCCAGAGCACCAUCUCCCGCUAUGCCUGCCGCAUCCUCUGUGACCGCCGGCCGCCCUAUACUGCCCGCAUCUAUGCCGCUGGCUUCGAUGCCUCCAGCAACAUCUUCCUUGGAGAGCGGGCGGCCAAAUGGCGGACCCCCGACGGCCUGAUGGACGGCUUAACCACCAAUGGGGUCCUGGUGAUGCACCCAGCAGGCGGCUUCUCUGAGGACUCAGCCCCGGGUGUCUGGCGGGAGAUCUCUGUCUGUGGGAACGUGUAUACUCUGAGGGACAGCCGCUCGGCACAGCAGCGGGGGAAGCUGGUGGAAAACGAGUCCAAUGUGCUGCAGGAUGGCUCCCUCAUCGACCUGUGUGGGGCCACACUACUGUGGCGCACGCCGGCAGGGCUGCUGCGGGCACCCACGCUGAAGCAGCUGGAGGCCCAGCGGCAGGAGGCGAACGCGGCGCGACCCCAGUGUCCUGUGGGCCUCAGCACUCUGGCCUUCCCCAGUCCAGCCCGUGGCCGCACAGCACCCGACAAGCAGCAGCCCUGGGUCUACGUCCGUUGCGGCCAUGUCCACGGCUACCACGGCUGGGGCUGCCGGCGAGAGCGGGGCCCCCAGGAGCGCGAAUGUCCACUCUGCCGCCUCGUGGGGCCCUACGUGCCCCUCUGGCUUGGCCAGGAGGCCGGCCUCUGCCUGGACCCUGGGCCACCCAGCCACGCCUUUGCACCCUGCGGCCAUGUCUGCUCUGAGAAGACUGCCCGCUACUGGGCCCAGACACCACUGCCCCAUGGCACCCACGCUUUCCACGCUGCCUGCCCCUUUUGUGGGGCCUGGCUCACUGGCGAGCAUGGCUGCGUCCGCCUCAUUUUCCAGGGGCCACUGGACUAAACUACCUGGGGUCCCCUGCUGCUGCACCUGCCUGCCCACCCAGGUCCCCCACCUCCUGCAGCCCAGAGGGAGCUCUGCAUGUGGGACUCUGUCUGCUGGCACCUAGCCACACCAGAUGGACACGUUGGAUGGGCUGUGCGCCUCUCCUUUUAACUCUGGCCCCCAAGGGGGUCCCCGAGACCCCUACCCCAGUCAGAAUGAUGGGGCCCUCAGUACUGGCUCUGUCCCGGGCUGAUGGAGGGAAGCCCACCUCUAUGCCCUGGCCCUUCUUGGGGCAUCCCACAUCGUGCCGCCUACACUGUGCCCCUGGGGGAGUGAAGGGGCCAUGGGCCCCUGACCCUUAGCUUAGGCUGGCUGCACCCUGAGCCUGCCGACCCAGUUCCAGAUAUUCACCCUGCUGCUGCCCUGGGUUCCUCUAUAAACCUUGCUGCUCAGCUGCCCUCACAAAUCCCACGUGUCCUGCAUGCGUGCAGUGCCUCCAGCCCCCGUGCGAGUGAUGGGUGGGUGGCAGGCUGGGGCUGGCAUCUGCUGAUACCCACUGUGGGCUGCACUCCAUGCCAAGGUUCUUUGGGGACACAGAGACAAUCAGACCUGGUUCCCUAUCCAGUGGAGUUCACAGUUUAGUGGAUGACAGACCAAAUUGCCGAAUGACAGCAUGGCUUCCUGUGUGCCAGGAUCAGAGAAUUAUCAGGGGCUGUGGAGCAGGUCUCACUGGCGGGUGGAAAAGUGAGGGAAGUUUCGCUGAGGAGGUGUGUAGGAGCUCAGCCCCAAUGGCUGCAUCAGAAUCCCCCACAGGAAGGGGGGUGCUCUAGGCAGAAGGGAGGCCAAGCACAGGCUCAGGUUAAGUAAGCAGGGAGCUGAGUGAGGGGUUCAGAGUGGCUGAGUGGGGCUGCAGGGAGGCAGAAGGGAGGCUGGAGCAAGAGGUUGGGACCAUGCUGACGGGGAAGAUGCUGGAUGGAGGAUUGGGAACCUCGCUUGUGGGCAGUCAGGAGUUGAGGGAGGAGAGAGGACUCGCGGUUCCAGAGCGUUGGCUGUGACACAAGGGCUGCCAUUACCGAAUGCCCACUGUGUGCCCCGCACCGUGCUAACGAGAAUAAUAACUACGUUCAUUGAGCACUCA
Messenger RNA from Diceros bicornis minor, 2638 nucleotides. RefSeq names its product pellino E3 ubiquitin protein ligase family member 3 (gene PELI3). Gene Ontology annotation, biological process: protein K63-linked ubiquitination; regulation of Toll signaling pathway. The record is from RefSeq and is a predicted model, not a curated record. NCBI's taxonomy places the organism in Eukaryota, Metazoa, Chordata, Mammalia, Perissodactyla, Rhinocerotidae. Gene Ontology annotation, molecular function: ubiquitin protein ligase activity; protein binding. The transcript is spliced from 8 exons. The coding region runs from base 109 to 1518 and encodes 469 amino acids.